Molecule: messenger RNA, 1345 nt
Organism: Lindgomyces ingoldianus
Lineage: Eukaryota; Fungi; Ascomycota; Dothideomycetes; Pleosporales; Lindgomycetaceae
Product: cytochrome P450
Exons: 7
Coding region: 122-1345 (407 amino acids)
Molecular function (GO): heme binding; monooxygenase activity; oxidoreductase activity, acting on paired donors, with incorporation or reduction of molecular oxygen
Source: RefSeq, a predicted model, not a curated record
UUGCUAGUGAAGGAUACCCCUGUUGGUGAAGCAUCACCCCUGGAGGAAGCUACUGUGUAUGUCGUCAUAUCCCCGUUGAAGUACGACGUUUUCGACCUGCAUCAAAGGUGAGUCGUUUUCUAUGAACACCUUUUUUGGCACAUCGCCGUGGGUUCAACGUAUGUUUCCUAGGUACGGAGAUAUUGUCCGAGUGGCGCCCGACGAAGUGUCUUUUGCUACUGAAGAAGCGUGGGAUGAUAUAUAUUGCCACAGGGCUUCCAACGGGCCGUACUACGGCCAUAGUCCCUUCCUGAAGAAUCCGAUUUGGUGGGGCGAAGUACCAGGCUGUGCAGAGACCAUCGUCGACGCGUCGACGACGAGGAACCAUGAGAGAAUGGGGAAAAUUAUCGGGAACUGCUUUACAAACAAAGCCCUUGCAGAGGAAGAGCCGUCCCUCCAUGAGAAAGUAGCGGAAUCCGGAUCGAGAAGCGCAAUUAUCAAUAUUGUCGACUGUACGUACCAUCCUUGGGUACUGGAGAUAUUCAGUUACUUCAAGCUAGGAGCACUAUUUAGCACCCUCCAAUUCUACAACACGUUUGCGCAGCUCAUUAUAAGGGUUUUGCCAGCCAAGAUGGUCGAAGCCCAGGAGAAAAACUAUCAUUGGGCAUGUCAGAAAGUGCAUCAUCGCCUUAAUCUCGAGGUUCAACGUCGAGAUUUCAUGAGCAGACUACUUCCUCAUUUCUCGCCAGACGCAGAUCUCGAGAACAAUUUCUAUGUGCUCACUGUGGCGGGAAGCGAGACUUGUGGUACUGUACUAUCUGGAACGACGAACUACCUAAUCAAGACUCCUGCUUUACGUAAGCUUACAGAGGAGGUUAGGAGAGCUUUCCCUAGGCCAGAAAUGCUCACUUUUGAUGCUCUAAGCACGCUUCCAUAUCUUAAUGCCGUUAUUAAAGAAGGUUUACGUCUGAGCCCCCCGGUUGGAGGAGCACUUGCUCACGUCGUUCCUAAGGGUAGUGACACCGUGUGUGGAGUUUGGCUCCCGGGUGGCACUAAUGUUGGCGUUCAUCAAUGGUCCCUUUACCGUUCCGCUACUAAAUUCCAUAAAGCGACUAUCCUUGUUCCUGAGCGCUGGCUAACACCAGCUCUCGGUGACCCAAAGUCUCCUUAUCACGCAGAUCAUCGACAUGCAGUUCAAGCAUUUUCAACGGGCUCAUGGGCGUGUAUUGGUAAGGAACUUGGAUUGGCAGAGCUUAGGCUAAUCUUAGCACGCAUGGUGUGGAACUUCAAUUUAGAAAUCCCGCUCAAGGUUCAAAAGGAGGGAUUCGAUGUGCAACUUGUCCCAAGAGCGGAUCUGCAUUUAUAA